AUGGAUACGAUCAACGUCUACUUCAACGAGGCAACUGGUGGCCGCUAUGUGCCGCGUGCCGUGCUGAUGGACCUGGAGCCAGGGACCAUGGACAGCGUCCGUGCAGGGCCCUUUGGCCAGCUCUUCCGGCCGGACAACUUUGUCUUCGGACAGACCGGUGCCGGCAACAACUGGGCGAAGGGCCACUACACAGAAGGGGCCGAGCUCAUCGACUCAGUGCUCGACGUGGUUCGAAAGGAGGCCGAGGGCUGCGACUGCCUGCAGGGCUUCCAGCUGUGCCAUUCCCUCGGUGGAGGCACGGGCGCGGGCAUGGGCACCUUGCUCAUCUCCAAGGUGCGUGAGGAGUAUCCAGACAGAAUCAUGGAGACGUUCUCUGUGAUUCCCUCGCCCAAAGUGUCCGACACUGUUGUGGAGCCCUACAAUGCCGUGCUCAGCUUCCAUCAGCUCGUGGAGAAUUCGGAUGAGUCCUUCCUGCUGGACAACGAGGCCUUGUACGACAUUUGCUUCCGCACGCUGAAGCUGACAACGCCAACUUACGGCGACCUCAACCACUUGGUCUCAGCAGCCAUGUCCGGGGUGACUUGUUGUUUGCGCUUCCCCGGACAGCUGAACUGCGACCUGCGCAAGAUUGCCGUGAACUUGGUGCCGUUCCCGCGGCUGCACUUCUUCAUGACCGGCUUCGCACCGCUGACCUCCCGCGGGUCGCAGCAGUACCGUGCUCUGACGGUGCCUGAGCUGACUCAGCAGAUGUUUGAUGCCAAGAACAUGAUGUGCGCGGCAGAUCCUCGUCACGGGCGCUACUUGACGGCCGCGGCGCUGUUCCGGGGACGCAUGUCCACAAAGGAAGUAGAUGAGCAGAUGCUUAACGUGCAGAACAAGAACUCGUCCUACUUUGUGGAGUGGAUCCCGAACAACAUCAAGGCAUCGGUCUGCGACAUCCCGCCGAAGGGCUUGAAGAUGGCGGUCUCCUUUGCCGGGAAUUCCACCGCCAUCCAGGAGAUGUUCAAGAGGGUUGCGGAGUACUUCACCGCUAUGUUCCGCCGCAAGGCAUUCCUGCACUGGUACACCGGCGAGGGCAUGGAUGAGAUGGAAUUCACAGAGGCCGAGUCCAACAUGAACGACCUGGUUUCUGAGUACCAGCAGUACCAAGAUGCCACGGCCGAGGAGGAAGGUGAAUUCGAUGAAGAGGAGGGCGAAUACGAUGGCUAG
This is a messenger RNA of Effrenium voratum, 1209 nucleotides long. Lineage: Eukaryota; Dinophyceae; Suessiales; Symbiodiniaceae. The record is from the annotation of a GenBank genome assembly.